AUGUCUUCAAAACAGGCAACUAAUCUCGUUAAGAAAACCCCUUUGUUUGAGAGUCAUGUCAAGUACGGUGCUAAAUUUGCCCCCUACGCUGGUUUCCAGAUGCCCCUUCUCUACAAAAGCCAAUCACAUAUCGAAUCACAUCAUUGGGUGAGAGAGAAGGUGGGAUUAUUUGAUGUCAGUCACAUGUUGCAGCAUAGAAUCGAUGGCAAGAAUGCCAAAGAUUUUUUGCAGAAGAUUACUCCAAUUGACUUAGGUUCCCUCGGGGUAAACACCAGCAGCUUAUCAGUGCUUCUUAAUGAGAAUGGUGGUAUCAUCGACGACACCAUUAUCACCAAACAUGGAGAGGAUCAAUUUUACAUGGUCACAAAUGCUGGAUGCAGGGAUAAGGAUUUGAACUUUAUAAAUGAAGAAUUGAAAGCCUUUGACAAUGUUAAACAUCAAACCUUCGAAUCCACCUUGUUGGCUGUGCAAGGCCCCAAGGCUGCUGCUUUAAUGCAAAAAUUCACUAAUGAAGAUUUGAAGGCCAUUAAAUUUGGGCAAGUCAAAUUUUUAGGAUUGAAUGGUCUCGUUGACUCCCAGAUCCACCUUUCAAGAACAGGUUACACUGGCGAAGACGGAUUUGAAUUGUCCAUUCCAUCGUCAAAUGAACACGAAUCAUCUCAAGCUAGGUCCUUUUUUGAGUUUCUUAUCGAUGAACACCCUGACUUGGUCAAACCAAUUGGUCUCGCGGCAAGAGACUCAUUGCGUUUGGAGGCAGGAAUGUGUCUCUAUGGAAAUGAAUUGACUGAGGAUAUUACACCAGUCGAAGCAUCAUUAGCCUGGUUGAUUCCUAAGACCAGGAGAGGUCCUGAGACUCACUUCAAUGGUAGCUCCAAAAUCUUGCAACAAUUGGCAGACUUGAAGUCUGUGACUAGACGUCGUAUCGGAAUUGUUUCCGAGGGCCCUGCUCCAAGAACUCAUGCAAAGGUUUUGGAUUCAUCGGGUGAAAAGGAAGUUGGUGAAAUCAGCUCUGGAUCUUUGUCCCCAACUUUAGGAAAUAAUGUUUCUCAAAGCUAUGUUGACAAGACCGUAAAGAUCGGAGAUGAGGUUCAAAUUAUAGUUAGAGGAAAGCCAAGAAAGGGAAAGCUUGUCAAAUUGCCUUUUGUUGAGAAUAAUUUCUAUAGAGGUUAA
Molecule: messenger RNA, 1170 nt
Organism: Australozyma saopauloensis
Lineage: Eukaryota; Fungi; Ascomycota; Pichiomycetes; Serinales; Metschnikowiaceae
Gene: GCV1
Product: glycine decarboxylase subunit T
Exons: 1
Coding region: 1-1170 (389 amino acids)
Biological process (GO): glycine catabolic process
Cellular component (GO): mitochondrion
Molecular function (GO): protein binding; aminomethyltransferase activity
Source: RefSeq, a predicted model, not a curated record